Molecule: messenger RNA, 6612 nt
Organism: Zeugodacus cucurbitae (melon fly)
Lineage: Eukaryota; Metazoa; Arthropoda; Insecta; Diptera; Tephritidae
Exons: 8
Coding region: 477-6458 (1993 amino acids)
Biological process (GO): response to oxidative stress
Molecular function (GO): peroxidase activity; heme binding
Source: RefSeq, a predicted model, not a curated record
AAUUCAGUACGCUUUAUGGUGAUCAAAGAAACAAACGCGAAUUUCUCCAAGGCACAUCGCUGGUGACUUGGCGGUUAACCGCAAUUACUUACAAAAAUCCAUUGAAUCGAUCGAAACAAAAGUUUUACUUCGAAACUUUCGCAACCGAAAUAAUUUCAUUUGCCGUAUAAAGGAUGCGAUAUGCCAAGAAUUCGAUGCUGAUUGAGAUUUAAGAAAGUGUUUGUUAGCAAGAAGUGACGUUUAAAUAACUGUGAAGAACCGUGAUAGACUUGAAGAAGUCUUCAAUAAAUAGCUGGCUGUGUAUAAUGGAAUUUGGCGUAAACUUUUGUGUCGAUAAAAAUUGUUAAAUAUUUUGUAAUUGUGCUAAAUUUUGCAUUGAACUUGCUAAUUACUUUGUUAUGUGAUAAUUCUCCUGGUUUUGCCUCUGUAUUAGUAUGUGUUAGUGUUAAAUUCGCGUAAAAAGAAUAUUUAGAAAGAUGCACUUUUCCACUUCAACACUUCUUCCGCCUCACCGUCGCGACGCAUGCAGGCCUUGUGAACGGCAAGUCAAGAUUUUUAUAAUUUUCCUCAUUGGUGGAUUAACAACAUUGUGCCAUAUUGGGAAUGUGACAGCGGCAGCUAGUACAAAAACAAAACACGCAACAGCUUCAUUCACAGCCAGCAAUGAGACUAUAGUCUACACACCAACAACAAUUAUUGCCGAUUAUAGCAACAACAACAGCAGUUUAUGUGGCAAAAAUGGUUUUAGUGUAGAAUUACCAAAACCUUUGUUGUUGUUGGACAACAGGAAGCAAACAGCUAAUACAUUGGCGGUUGAAGCAUCGUCAGCUGCAUUGGUAGAGCGUCAACAACGCGCUUACUCCAAUCGACCGACGCUAAUGGAUGUCGCGUUGCAGGCGUCGGCACGCGAGGGGCUCAAUGCGAUGACUGAAUUGUAUGGGAAAAUUGUGCCGGAUAUACUACGCAAUGGACAUGUGCUUCAGGAGAAUCAUCCAGCUGCAUUGCUAUCUAAAUUUAGCGAGUCUGUAAGUGAAACACUGGAACAGGAAAUGGCCGCUUAUGCCACCAUAUCGGCGACGAAAGCUUUUCGCAAUAACUACAAAUACUUCAAUGAGCUGGCACGUCAGGCGCACACCUCGAAGAUUUCACUGCGCCACACCGCGCUGGAAGGACUCUGUCCGCCGCGUGAUCCGCCCACCUGCAUGCCGGCAUCGGCGCGUUAUCGCACACACGAUGGCACCUGCAACAGUCGGCGGCGUCCGCGUUGGGGUGCGUCGCAAAUGCCGUUCAAUCGUUUUCUGCCGCCCGAGUAUGGCGACGGUGUCGAUUCGAUACGCAUGUCCGUUGAGGGCGGUCCAUUGGCCUCAUCGCGUUUCGUCAGUCUGCUGGUGCAUGGCGCGCGCGAUGGUGAUGCGGCCGUGACACUGAUGACCGCGCAAUGGGGACAGCUGCUCGAUCAUGAUAUGACCUCGACGGCGCAACCGCGCUCAAUCAACGGUUCGGUACCAAGUUGUUGCGGCAACACCGACUUCCAUCCAUCCUGCUUCCCAAUCAAAGUACCGCUAGACGAUCCAUGGCUGGCGCCACUCAAAGUGCGCUGUUUGGAGUUUCUGCGUUCUGCACCUGCGCAGCGUCGUGACUGCAUACUCUCUUGGCGUGAGCAGACCAAUCAGGCAACCUCUUAUAUAGACGCGUCACCCAUAUAUUCGAACAGCGCCAAGUCUUCUGACAAUGCGCGUGUCUUUCGCAACGGUAUGCUCGUCUAUGGGCGCGGCAAUCCUGCUGAGGAUGUGUGUCAACGCGGUGCGAUCGCUACGCAGUGUAUACGCGCAGGCGAUGGGCGCAGCGGUGAGCAGCCUGGUUUGUUGGCUUUACAUCAUGUUUGGGUGGGUGAGCAUAAUCGCAUAGCGCUGGAGUUGAGUGAAAUGAAUUUACAUUGGAGCGAUGAGAAGAUCUAUCAGGAGACACGUCGCAUAGUGGGCGCCAUGUUUCAACACAUCACUUACAGGGAGUUUCUGCCAAUUGUGCUGGGUCGCGAGGUGUGCAGACUCUUUGAUUUAGAACUGUUGAGUACUGGCUAUUAUCAAGGUUAUGAUCCGAAGACGAACCCAACGGUCGCUAACUCAUUUGCUGCGGCCGCAUUUCGCUUUGGUCAUUCGUUGGUGCAGAAUUCUUAUAUGCGCUGCGAUCGCUUUCACAAUUUCAUGCGAAACAAUGUUAGUCUGCAUGAGGAAUUCCAGCGCGGUGACAUCGGCUCGCCUGGUUCAUUGCAUCGCCUGCUACGUGGUUUGGUGAAUCAGCGCGCGCUCAAGCGGGAUGAGUUCAUAACACCUGAGUUGACUAAUCAUCUCUUUCAAACACCAGGUUUUCCAUUCGGUUUGGAUUUGGCGGCCAUCAAUAUACAGCGUGGUCGAGAUCAUGGUGUGCCACCUUAUACCUCGUGGCGUGUACCUUGCGGUCUUACGCCCAUAAACAGUUGGGAGGACUUUGCUAAUGUGGUUGGUCCCCAGUCGGCACAACGCAUCAGUCACGCCUAUCGCAGUGUACAUGACAUUGACCUCUUUGUUGGUGGCAUUGCCGAACGUCCAGUUGUGGGCGGACUUGUCGGUCCCACAUUUGCCUGUAUCAUCGCACAGCAAUUCAGUAAUUCACGUAAAGGUGAUCGUUUCUGGUACGAGAAUGGUGGUCUCGAAAACUCUUUCACGCCUGCACAGUUACAAUCAAUAAGGCGUGUCUCACUAGCGCAGGUGCUCUGUCGUGCUGUUGGCGGUGGUACAAUGCAGCCACAUGCGCUGUUACCGCCUGAGGUGGAGGGUAAUGAACGCCAAGUUUGUGGUACUGGCACAUUGUCGGCGCUCGAUUUGAGUCCAUGGAUCGAACAGGAUCCGUUUGCGACCAGUCCGACGACGCAAGCGCAAGAGCCGGAUCGCGUAUUUGAAAUUAUAACGACAGAUAAGAUAAGAGAAAGCUUUCCUGGUUCUGUUCAAGUAGUGAAAGAGAAUAAGGCUGGUUUUCCAAAUCGUGUACGACCCGUGGAUAAUAAGAACUCAGCUAAUGGGUUUGUAACCGAAAUUAAGGUGCCGGGUGAAAUAAUACAUAUUAGCGACAAAUUGGACAUACGACAAAAAGUGACGGCUGCAAAACGACCGAUUGUGACAGCGAAACCAAUUAAGGGCGUCAAUAAUAAGAUUGACAAAAAUCCGACAAAGAUUACACUUAAUAUACGUGGGGUAAAUGUACGACGACCACAGGGUAACCGACACACCAAUCUCGUUGUUAACAAAAUACCGAUCGAACUGCGAAGUGCAACAGAAGACGAGACUGGACGCAACACUGCCGUGAAGACGAAUUCAACAAAAUCUACAAAUUCGCAGACUACAACCGAAAGCAUGACCGAAAAAAAGGUGGAAGCACGUAUAGACGACACUGAACACGAAAUGCAAAUAGAGCUGAACGAGCCACUGGACACUGACAAACACAUUGACCUCUCCAAAGAUGCACUAAAUAAUACAGAUUUUGAAGAAACCCAAACCUCAAAGACUUUGCAUAAAGACGACACUACAGACGAUCUACUAUCAACACUGGAGCAAAGCAGCUCUGAUACAAAAGACAACACAGCAAACGACAAUGCACGACAAUCAAAGCUUGAGCUGGAAUCAGGAGACGAAGCACUUAGCUUUAUUACAGAAACGACCUCAAUUAAAGACAUUAUUUCCGAGGAAACUCUUGAUGCAAAAGUGCAGACUCCCGAUGAGAGAAAAGACGGAGAUAGUGAGGCUUCACAAUCCGUGAAGGAAUUUACACUUAUUACGGCAGCUCUGCGCAAUGCCGAAGCAAAGAUAGAUGCAAAAGACGUGGAAGACUUACAAGAAAAAUUGAAUACUGGUAGCAACAUCGCCGAAUCGAAAACUGAGGAAAAAAUGUUAGUACCCGACAGAGAUACAGAAACAGACAUAGUACCCACUAAUAAUGACGUACCUACUGAUGGGAACGACAAAACUGCAGUACCUCACACUUUAUUAUCAGACGACGUAGAGAACGAAGCGACAGUUUUAACGGACGAUGAUUUUACGCAACACGCAAAGACGCUGGCAAUCGAAACUCAGACUGAUAAAGACAAGGAAGACAGUACGCAGACUACGACAGCUAACUUAUUGCUCACAAAAUCAGCGCGUUCGACUGUAGAACUAGACGACGUUACUGUACAUGACGGAAGUGAUGAUCAGUUAAACAAUUUUACGGACCAAACAUCUAAUGACAGUGAACCACAUACCGCCGACCUUAACCCAAUGGAACGUUUGCAGGAAAACGCUGAACUUACACGUUUGAGACGACGCGGACCGCAGGAAAACCGAAAACUGAUUGUAGUCAAAGUACCGAACAGAAAUAACGAGACUAAAACUAGAUAUCAACCCAAAACUACAAAAAGUGCGAACUACAGAAAAACAACUAAUGUCAUACCACUUACAAAUUUAACGACACGUUCCACUUCCCGACAGGUAGAACUCAGACAAUACCAAACGCAACCGACAUUUUACACAAGACCACAGAAGGUGGUAGUCAACGGACCGAACUCAGACCAAUACGAAAUCGAAAUAAACAUACGACAAACAAAUAAGCAAUCAUCUUCGGCGCUACCAUUAACCACCGCGGCGAGUCCGUACAAGCCAUUCCAUUAUGACAAAUACUCACCCAGUUAUGUGGGCACCUACUACUCGAGUACUAUACCGCCACACGCCUUUUAUCCGCACACACCCACCGUUUCGGCAAAUGUCGUACAAACACGACGUACCAAACCGCCGACCGUCAUUUAUAUUAACGAACAUGAAGACCGUUACACAACGACCACACGCGCGCCUGGACUGUUUCAGAAUAUUCUGUCAUUUGCGACCAGCGGUUUUGGUAACAAUAACAAACCACAGCAAAAUCAACAGCAACAGAGUUCACACAGUACGACAGGACAAAAAGAGCACGCAAAUUACGGAGCUAGUGUCUCGAAUGUUUAUGAGAACAAUCAAAUUUAUGGACCGAAUGCAGAUACAUCUUCCUUACCGCACUAUGGACCGCGACCAACGAACCAAAAUGCGUUAUCAGCGUUUCCCGCCGUACCAUCGGCUGCUAGCCUAAGUCAGGUGGGCGGAGUGACGAAUAAUGGCCUGGUACAAGCGUCUAGUAGUGCGAUCAGCACUGGCAAUUUCGGUACCAUUAUCGGUGUGGCACAAGCGAAUGGCGCAGAUAGUACUUUUAGUUUCAACAUACGACCCAAACCCAGCGGUGUGGUCCAGUCACAAUUACCUUUACCGCCAAAUCAAAUCGAUGGCGGUAGUUACGGUCUUUUGCCGUCGCGAAACCCCCCAUUUAACCAAGUGUCGAACACGGGAUUCUUAAGUUCUCAACAUUCCGUGCCUUCCCAAAGUGGACAGACACAUUUUGGAAAUACGCACCAAGAAAGUGCUAAUAGUCCCUUUUCAAGUGCACACAAAAGACCGCAACACGGAACUUAUGACUACUACAGUCACAUACAGAACUUACCGUUACAGCAGAAAACCAAUGUGGAACAUACUUUUACUAUCAAGGACUAUGACGAAAUCGCCAUUUCACGCACACUCGAACCAAUUCUGACGAACAACACGACGAACGAUGAAAAUGACAUUGACGACGAUGAUGACGACUACGAUUAUGGGGACGAUGAUUUGGGUUUGAGCGACAAAUUUGAUCAAGACGGUUACAUAAGACCCGAACAUAUGAUACAAGCAAUGAUAAAAUCGAAGGAGAACGAAUUGCGUAACUUGACUGCCAACAAGAACUGUAGCACCAAAAUUUUGGACGACAAUUACGUAUUGCCCGUACUUAAUACAACUCUUGACACACUGAGCGAAGAGUAUGCACCUAAACUGUUAGAACAAAGUAUAGAAACGACAACUACUGAACAAACGACGACUACGACGACAGAAAGUGUUACUAACUUCCCUGAUGUGGUGGGUAAACAUCUCAAUAACGACAUUUUGGCCGAAGACUAUGACGACGAGACGACCGAAGCUUUAAUUACCACGAAAACGACUGUAUUACAGACGUUGACGAACGCGCCACAAAUUGCAAAGAAGACUGAAACCGAAACCAGGAACGCGAAACCAAUUCUAGCCGAACGUAUUGCUUUUGCGCCCAUUAAGAUUUUAACUAAGUUAGAAAGACCAGACAAUUGGAUAAUUUACGAUUCGCCCAAAAAUUACCCUUCGCUACCUGAAUUGCCAGUCAUGAAUGAAGACACGUCUGCACCCACAGAUGAAAUACCGAUGCCUAUUAGGGGUUUAGCUGGCAUUUGGCAGAAAAAGAUGCAGGCACAAAAGGACAGGAAUAGAGUGCAGUUUGGACCAACUGAGGCGGCGCAAGCUGUCGAGUCCACGUUGCAAGCGCAAACGGAAGUUUUCACAACCGUUGCCCCAGUUAAUACUGUUUAAGUGCUGUUAUGAUUGGGACUAUUUAGGGUCACUGAAUUAUGUAUACGAAUAUAUUAUAUUAUUUAUUUAUUUAUUUAUUAUUAGGUUAGCUAAUUAUUUAUAUAUAUUUUAUUCAGAUAGCAACAAAUUAAACCACUUUAUUUUACAAAUACAA